Molecule: messenger RNA, 5387 nt
Organism: Oncorhynchus keta (chum salmon)
Lineage: Eukaryota; Metazoa; Chordata; Actinopteri; Salmoniformes; Salmonidae
Product: diacylglycerol O-acyltransferase 2-like
Exons: 8
Coding region: 2914-3996 (360 amino acids)
Biological process (GO): triglyceride biosynthetic process
Cellular component (GO): endoplasmic reticulum membrane
Molecular function (GO): diacylglycerol O-acyltransferase activity
Source: RefSeq, a predicted model, not a curated record
GUGUACAGUAUAGUUUAGCUCUGCCCUCACAAACUGUAGAUUAGAAUGUAUGAUGGGAGAUGUACAGGGAUACAAAGUAUAUUAAAAGCAGGUGCUUUCACACAGGUGUGGUUCCUGUCCUAUUUAAGCAAUUAACAUCCCAUCAUGCUAAGGGUCAUGUAUAAAAAAUGUUUGGCAGAACAUUAUUUCGGCCCUUAUUUUGGCUGCCAUGGCUAUGCCCCCAUAAGAUGACAAUUCAUCCACAGGGCAUGAGUGGUCACUGAAUGGUUUGAUGAGCAUGAACAUUAUGUAAACUAUAUGUCAUGGACAUCUCAGUCACCAGAUCAUAACUCAGUUGAACACUUACAGUAUGUGAGAUUCUGGAGCAGUGCCUGAGGCAGCGUUUUCCACCUCCAUCAACAAAACACCAAAUUGUAGAAUUUCUCUUGGAAGAAUAGUGUCGUAUCCAUCCAAUAGUGUUCCAGACACUCUAUGCCACCAAUGCCCAAUUAAGAAACUUUAUGUUGGUAUUUACUUUAUUUUGGCAGUUACCUGUAUGUCUAUAGCCUAAAGCUCGGUGAGUAGGCUUUAGUUCAAUACAGUACAUGACAAAAAGUAUGUGGACAUCAGCUCAUUGAACAUUUCAUUCCAAAACCAUGGGCAUUAAUAUGGAGUUGGUCCCCCCUUUCCUGCUAUUUUUUACCUUCAUUUAACUAGGCAAGUCAGUUAAGAACAAAUUCUUAUUUUCAAUGACGGCCGAGGAACAGUGGGUUAACUGCCUGUUCAGGGGCAGAACGACAGAUUUGCACCUUGUCAGCUCUAACCACUAGGCUACCCUGCCGCCUCCACUCUUCUGAGAAGACUUUCCACUAGAUGUUGGAAUAUUGCUGCGGGUUCUUGCUGCCAUUCAGCCACAAGAGCAUUAGUGAGGUUGAGCACUGAUGUUGGGCGAUUAGGCCUGGCUCACAGUCGAUGUUCCAAUUCAUCCCAAAGGUGUUUGAUGUGGUUGAGGUCAGGACUCUGUACAGGCCAGUCAAUUUCUUCCACACUGAACCAUUUCUGUAUGGACAUCGCUUUGUGCACGGGGGCAUUGUAAUGCUGAAAAAGGAGAGGGCCUUCCACAAACUGCUGCCACAAAGUUGGAAGCACAGAAUCAUUGAGAAUGUCAUUGUAUGCUGUAGCAUUAUGAUUUCCCUUCACUGGAACUACAGGGCCUAGCACAAACCUUGAAAAACAGCCCCAUACCAUUAUUCCUCCUCCACCAAACUUUAAAGUUAGCACUAUGCAUUGGGGCAGGUAGGGUUCCCAGAUUCGUCCGUUAGAAUUCCAGAUUUCCACAUACCUUUGUAUAUAUAGCUUAGCAUCAAUACUGAAUAAUUAUAAGUAGACCUAUGGUGCUUGAGGCUAUUGGGGUGUGAUUCAGUGUGAGUAGUCCUACUUUAUUGAGAAUGUAAAGGUCACAAAUAUCAGUCGCAGAGACACCGUUGGGAACAAACACAGAAACACAGAGGGAUAGAAAAAGCUACAAACAGUUGGAACAACCAGGGCAUUAUUCAAAUCAUUUACAUGUGGCUGAGAGAUGCAAAGUAUCAUCAAUUAUAAUGGAGGGACCUAUUAGAUAGGCUUUGUGAACGGGUAAAUUGCACAAUUGUUUAGGUUUCAUAUCAUGUGGGACUGUUAUUGAAUAAGCCAUUAUGAGGCUUAUAAUGCAUUUAGGCUUUUUGUCUCCAUUAAUGAGACUAAAAGUGGCAUUGAUGGAUAGCCGACCUGUCUUUGCUCAUAGUGAUCUGUUUAAAUCUAUACAUUAACUAAGGAAACGUUGCCAAUAUAAUUCAGGUGGCAAUAUUUAUUGUAUUAUACUUGAUUCAAAGAAAACUCCUUAUAAAUAUGUACAGUAUGCAAGAUACAUUUUCAUGUUUAUUUUCACCAUGAUUCAUUCAUUGGUUUCAAUGUGGGGUCAAGGUUUCCUUUAUUAAACAAAAAAUGUUAAGAUUACAGGAUCAUUGCAAAACAAAGACAUGCUGUUAAUUGUUACAGUAGCUGUUAUGAACCAAGGACAGUCUAUGAGACACGUUGUCUCAAAGCGCUGGAAUGGAAUCUCUCACCCUAUGACUACCAUUGGAUUUUCCCAGCUUGUGUAUCUGUUAAUUUCGAGUUUGAUGCCAUGAUCCAUGGACUGAUUGCUUAGUGAAAACACAUUUGUUCAAUCAAAGAAAAAUCCAUUUACCUUUCUGUUUUAUUUUACUAUCGGACACAUUUCCUUUAUUAGUUGACAAUCAUCAUUGACACCCAAUUCAUCCCUUGCUUCUACCUGGUCUCAGAGAAUGUUGUAUUAUUCUGUACGUAAAUCCACAACACUUCAUCAUUUAGUAUGAUAUUACGUUUCAUAUUAAGGUAUGUAUUAAUAUGUGGAUGUGCAUCACUCCUUUCGUAUUAUAAAUGACAAAUUACAUGAUGAAGUUCAAACUCGCAACCUUUGGGUUGCUAGAUGUUCACCCUGACCAACCACCCUACUUUCGUUUCUGGCAUAACUAACCAUCUGUUUUAUGUAACCAUACCAAACUUAACAUACCACACUAAUUUGAGUGUCCUGGAUUUACAUGUACUAUGUUACGCCUAGUCCAUGAGACCAGGAUGCUUGCUUACGUAGUUUAUAAAUGGCAUGUAAUAUGACUAAAGAGAGGCAACAUAGCCCAGUUGGGUCAUUUUGACAUAAUGGAACAGAUAAUAUACAAGGACAAUGUUCAGAUGUCCCCUGCACUAAUAAAGAGAGUACACAAUGCUCUCUGUGACAAUCCCAGCACCCUUCACACUGUCGCCCCUCCCUUGAGGAGUAUAAACUUGCUCAACUGAGUGUGAGAGCACUGAUGUCAUGGGUUGUAAUAGAGAUCACUAGUUGUAUUGCCUGUUAACUGCUAACAUUUUUGGCUUUCUAUGUUCAAUAUUGUGGUUUUUAAGGCAAUACUUGUGGCAUACACCAGUGUCCUGCGAGGAACUGGCUCCGUCAUCCUGUCGGCCCUGCUCUCUGUGCGCUGGGCCUGGUGUCCCAGGCUGGAGAAGCAGGUCCAGGUCUUCUCUGUCAUGCAGUCCAUCGUCUCCUUCCUUAUCAUGGGCCCUAUAUGCUCUGUGGUGAUGCUGUACCUCCUCUGGACUGACCUCUGGUGUGUCACAGCCUCAUGUACCAUCUGGCUCUUCUAUGAUUGGAACACACAAACAAGAGCUGGCCGAAGGGUCUCGUGUGUAAGGAACUGGACAGCGUGGACCUACUACCGAGACAACGACUGUAUCCGACUUAUCAAGACUCACAACUUGUUGCCCAAUCGAAACUACAUCCUUGGCUACCACCCACAUGGAAUUGGAGCACUGAGUCUGAGUCCAACUGAGUCCAAUGGUUUUUCAGCCAAGUUCCCUGGAAUAACACCAUUUGUGGCUACCCUGGCUGGGAACUUCCACAUGCCAUUAGCCAGAGAGUACCUGGUGUCUGCAGGGGUUUGUCCUGUGAAUCGCGCCACUCUGGAGUUCAUUCUGUCAUGUAAUGGAACAGGGAAUGCAGUCAUUAUUAGUGUUGGAGGGGCAGCUGAAUCUCGGUACUGUACUCUAGGAGUUCAUUGUAUGACCCUAAAGAACCGCAAGGGCUUUGUGAAACUGGCAUUGUCUAACAGGGCUGACCUGGUGCCUGUGUACUCAUUUGGAGAGAAUGAUGUCUAUAAGCAGCUGAUACUGAAUGAGGGAUCGUGGUGGAGGCUGAUCCAGAGGAGGCUACAGAAGAUCCUGGGCUUUGCCCCCUGUGUGUUUCAGGGCCGGGGCCUCUUCUCCCCUGACACUUGGGGCCUGGUCCCCUUCUCCAAACCCAUCAACUCAGUUGUUGGAAAACCCAUGGAGAAGCCCAAGAUCAGUUCACCCAGCCAAGAAUUGAAUCAUUACCACGCCAUGUACAUGAGCUCCCUUACACAGCUCUUUGACAAGCACAAGACCCACUUUGAGCUGAGGGAGGAGGAUGUUCUGGUGAUUCACUGAGGAGUGGUCAUACCCUGACCGGGUCAGAUGCAAGCAAUACUCGUUGGCUGCUCCAGAUAAGCCAUGUACAUUAUGACUGAAGCUGUGACUACAGGAACCAUCACACAGAUCAAAGGCUACCUGUCAAGACAGACUGAAACACAAUAGAUGCUGCCGGUUUUUCUAGGAUAAUCACUAGGUGAAGUGUCCUGGGGGAAGAUUGUUGUUUUAUGUCUGGAACCAUAGCCUGCUGUAGCACAUUUGAUGCAUCAUUCAAUUCAAUAUAACCCCCAGGGGGUAGAACAUUUCUUCAAUUUCUGGUUCUGCUGAUGAAAAUAAAAACAGAUAAUGUGUAUUUUAAAUCCAUAACAUUUGUUUUUUUUAAUCAGAACUGGGUUGUUUUCUUGGCACUUUCUAAAUAUAUUUUGCAGCGAGAACAUAGUGGUCAAAUCACUUCUGUAUUUGUCUUAACAAGUCAGUUGCAUGGCCACACGGGGGGUGUCUUGACUCUUCACUACAGUGAACGAACCAAUGUAUCCCAGCUAUUCAAACCAUUUGUAAAACAUUUUAUAUCAAGCAGGCAUGCAAUAUCAUGUAUUAUUAGUCAGUUGUAUGCUUUAAUAUAACUAUUCAGUGGUUCAGUGUGUAUAUUUAAAGAUAUUGUUCAGAGAGACACUAUUUAUCUAAAUUCACUUGUCCUCAAAUUGUUCCACAUAAGAACAAGUGAGGUCAAUAGACACUCAAGAUGUAGCUUCCACAUUAUCAUAAUCUGUGACUAUCUGUUCACAAAACAGUGAUAAGAAUAUAGGUUUUAAUAAAACAUAUACACACUAUAACAUCCCCCCCUUUAUUUUAGAAGGGCACAGAAUACGAAAAACAUUCAACUGCCCUCUGAUGUUAUUGAUCAUAGUUUGAAUCACUAAGCCCUCACUGAAAGCCCUUAUUCUGCCUGUCAGUCAGUGCAGUGGUCCCCGGCCCUUCAUCCAUCCACAUGUGCAUCUGUGGAAGGAGUAAACAAAUCAAAUGUAUUUAUAAAGCCCUUCGUACAUCAGCUGAUAUCUCAAAGUGCUGUACAGAAACCCAGCCUAAAACCCCAAACAGCAAGCAAUGCAGGUGUAGAAGCAUGGUGGCUAGGAAAAACUCUAGAAAGGCCAAAACCUAGGAAGAAACCUAGAGAGGAACCAGGCUAUGAGGGGUGGCCAGUCCACUUCUGGCUGUGCCGGGUGGUAAUGUUACCACAGCUUAACAAGUUACAGUAUGUCACCAUAUUGACUUUCAGUUGCUCAAACACUACAUAUGCCUGUAAAACAUUUGAUAUCUUUGUUUGUUCAUUGUAAAGAAAUGAUGCCUUUGAGCCAUUCACCCUGUAAUUGUUGUCGUUUUAAUUUUCUGGAUUUUACAGCUAAACAAUC